AUGAUCACUUCUCCACUUGACGACAAUAACCUGAUUCUGGCUGGUAAUACACGGCGAAGUAUCAUCGAGCUUUCGCAGACCAUGUUCAGCAAUGAGAAUGCCGAGGAUGGAGUGCGAUGCGAGGUGCUGGAGAGGAAGCUCACUAUGGGAGAAGUGGAGGAGGCAGCGCACGAGGAGAGACUGAUUAGCGUCUUUGCAGUUGGUACGGCUUAUUGGAUCCAGGAGAUCGGUGAGAUUAAUACUGAUGGAAGAAGUAUUAAUAUCCCCUUGGGUACGACACCUCAUGUUGUGCUGUUGAGGGACCGUAUGAGGGAUAUCAUGUUUGGGAAGCUGAGCAGUCCUUGGGCGGAUAUAGUUCAGGAAGAGUAG
Fusarium coffeatum is the source of this 369-nucleotide messenger RNA. RefSeq lists its product as uncharacterized. Lineage: Eukaryota; Fungi; Ascomycota; Sordariomycetes; Hypocreales; Nectriaceae. Gene Ontology annotation, molecular function: branched-chain-amino-acid:2-oxoglutarate transaminase activity. The transcript has a single exon. Gene Ontology annotation, cellular component: mitochondrion. Gene Ontology annotation, biological process: L-valine biosynthetic process; L-leucine biosynthetic process. The coding region runs from base 1 to 369 and encodes 122 amino acids. The record is from RefSeq and is a predicted model, not a curated record.